AUGACCCAGCCUACUAGUCCUAGCAAGCAGGACGCAAGCCGAUCCACGGUCCUCACCCCCCUGACCCCGACACAACUCGACACGGGCGCAUCCAAAUGCCUCGCCCUCCAAGCUUCCGCCCAAGACAUCCAUCAAAAGCGCCCAUUCGUGGCAAUCCUCCUCGCGCCAGACAAUGAGACACAGCUCAUGUCAUCUCUCUCCCUAUCGCAUGUGCGCCACGCCGAAUGUGAAUUGGCGCGCAACGCAGCCGAUAACUACUCCUGGGACUACCUCGCCGGAUGCACCAUGAUAUCAACCUGGGAGCCGUGUGCCAUGUGUGCGGGAACGAUCUACUGGGCGCAUAUCGGACGAUUGGUAUACCUCGCGUCGGAGAAGACUCUGCAAACGUUGACAGGCCAAGGGAAUACGGAAAACCUCACGCUAGACCUCCCUUGCCGGGAGAUCUUCGUUGCUGGUCAAUUUAAGGUGGAGGUGGUUGGGCCUUUGGCUGAGUGGCAGGAGAAGGUGGCUGGAGAUAGUAGGCGGUACUGGUCGAAGCAUGGCUAG
Molecule: messenger RNA, 546 nt
Organism: Penicillium atrosanguineum
Lineage: Eukaryota; Fungi; Ascomycota; Eurotiomycetes; Eurotiales; Aspergillaceae
Product: nucleoside deaminase
Exons: 1
Coding region: 1-546 (181 amino acids)
Biological process (GO): purine nucleoside catabolic process
Molecular function (GO): guanosine deaminase activity
Source: RefSeq, a predicted model, not a curated record